This is a messenger RNA of Musca vetustissima, 399 nucleotides long. RefSeq names its product tyrosine-protein kinase Fer-like. The coding region runs from base 1 to 399 and encodes 132 amino acids. The transcript has 2 exons. The record is from RefSeq and is a predicted model, not a curated record. Lineage: Eukaryota; Metazoa; Arthropoda; Insecta; Diptera; Muscidae.
AUGGGCUUCUCAACGGCCCUGCAAGGCCGUGCCGCCCACGAGGCCUUAAUCUCCCGUCAAGAUGUCGAACUGCGCCUAAUGGAAAUCAUGAAACGUACCAUCCAACUCAAAGCCAAAUACGAUAAGGAGUAUGCCGUUGGACUAGCUGCUGUGGCACAACAGGGUCUAAAAAUCGAUCGAGCCGAUGACAUGCAAGGCAGUCUCAUAACAAAAUCCUGGCGUUCCUAUAUGGAUGAAUUGGAUCAACAAGCUAAACAAUUUAAAUUCAAUGCCGAACAACUGGAAGUGGUGUGCGACAAAUUGGCCCACUUGUCGCAGGAUAAGCGCAAGGCCAAGAAAACAUACCAGGAGGAGCAUACAAAAAUUGCCGCCAGAUUAAAUCAUGUAAGUUCAUUUUGA